GGUGUGAUGGUUUUUCUGUUCAGGACUGUGUCAGUGGGGCUCUGCUGGGCUCGUGAUGAUGGGGAAGUAUUUCUUCAGCGAGACGGACAUCAAGAGCGCGUGGGAUCAGGUAUUGACGGCCUUCUGGCAGAGAUACCCCAACCCAUACAGCACUCAUGUUCUGACGGAGGACGUACUUUUCCGCGAGGUGACGCCGGAUAACCUGCUCCUGUCCCGGCGGCUCCUGACGAAGACCAGUCGUCUCCCUCGCUGGGCGGAGCGCGUCUUCCCGGGAAAUCUGUCGCAUUCGGUUUACAUCAUCGAGGAUUCUGUGGUCGACCUCAGAAACAGGAGCCUCACGACGCUGACCUGGAACGUAAAUCACGCUAAACUAAUGCGUGUGGUGGAGCGCUGUGUGUUUGCGGGAGAUCAGGACCGACCUGUUUGGACACGGAUCACCAGAGAAGCCUGGAUCUCUUCAGGAGUCUUUGGCCUCUCCAGACCCAUUCAGGAGUUCGGUUUGGCCAGGUUCAGGAGCAAUCAGGUGAAAGCGAUGAAGGGUUUGGAGCACGCACUGUCCAAUCUGCAGAAAGCAUCGGCCGUGUGUCCUGGAGAUUCUGCCGAGAAACACAAAAACCUGAAUUCAGCCUCCAAAACCCAGAAACCUCAGCAAUACAUAUGAUCAGUAUGAACAAAGAGUGAAUUUCAUGAUCAUAUCAGGUCACCCCAAAAAAUCAGAACAAAAUCAAACGUAUUUUUUAGGAAUUUUACAAUUUAUUUGAUCAGAACAUUAUUUUUAUGACAAUUACAUUUUCCCCAAUUAUCAUCACUGCUAUGGAGAUUAUUUUAACCGUGAAGUAUUUAUUUAUAUAUCAUUGUAGCAUUUGUUGUACUGCCUUUAAGCUGAUUUCAAUUUAAAAACGAAGUCACUGUAUUGCAAAACUGUUUAACUAUAAUACAGAAAGA
Sinocyclocheilus rhinocerous is the source of this 945-nucleotide messenger RNA. It is a transcript of the gene prelid1b, whose product is annotated as PRELI domain containing 1b. The transcript is spliced from 5 exons. Lineage: Eukaryota; Metazoa; Chordata; Actinopteri; Cypriniformes; Cyprinidae. Bases 56 to 661 code for a protein of 201 amino acids. The record is from RefSeq and is a predicted model, not a curated record. Gene Ontology annotation, cellular component: mitochondrial intermembrane space.